AUGGAUUUAACAUUCCCUUAUACUGCAGAGCAUAAAAUAGAAGAUGCUGGUAUAGCAUGCAUAACUGAAAAAAAAGAAGAAAUCAAACAUGAAAAAAAUCCGGGAAAAAGCACAAAACACUCAAAACCAUGUGUGGACCGAAGACGUGUAAAUUAUGCUAAAUUCAUAUACACAAAUGAAAGAACAUACAAUGAGCCAGUUCCCUACAUUGACUGUAAGGGGCCAGAAAAGCAGAGAAAAUGGUGGUUACAUAGUGAAGCACCAAAACAUGUUUUCCAACCAUCUUAUGACACCAAGAGCACCCAGCGGAGUGACUUCCAAAAGCCAGCAUGCCCACUGGUUUCCCCAGUCAAACACAGCAGCAUGCAAAAGCCUUCUUCUGGAAUAGUUCCACUGACCUGUGUCGGUGUAUCAGAAGACCAUGAAAGCAAUUUUGUGGAAUAUAUUUCUUUUAUACAUCAAUAUGAUGCCAGGAAAACUCCCAAUGAGCCCAUCCGGGGAAAGAGGCACGGAACCUUCGUGCAGAGAAAGAUAAAGCCCAGGACUGUGCUGAUAGCUCCUAAGGAACCAGAGGUAUUAUUGAACACUCCAGAGUCAGCUUCAUCAGAACAACCCCAAAACACAGAACAAGGAAAUUCAUCCGGAGACGGAGUGACCUCACCAGGCCUCUGCCAACAGAAUCCCCAAGCACUGAUGGAGACUUAGAGCAGCUUAUCAGACCAGAAGGCAGCCCAGCAGGCAGGCCUAGGAGCCAGGGUAUGGCAGAGGACUGAACGCAUGUGGCUCUCAACUGUAGGGCAAGCUCUUCUCACCAGGCAGCCUUUAAGCCCACUAAUAAAAAAGUCAGGAACAAAAGCGAUCGUCUCUGUCUUUCAAACACAGAGGCUGGGUGCCUGCAGGCACACACCUGCUGUCACAGCUGCCUAUAUCAUCCAAUACAUUUCAGAUAUGCCCAUGGUGGGCGAGGGUGGAGGCAGCUUUGGUGGCAUCUCCUGGGAGAACAACAUCAAUGCCAGCAGCACAGUGGCUUUGCCAGGAGGCUGA
This is a messenger RNA of Acomys russatus (golden spiny mouse), 1044 nucleotides long. RefSeq names its product chromosome 22 C2orf73 homolog (gene Cimip6). The record is from RefSeq and is a predicted model, not a curated record. NCBI's taxonomy places the organism in Eukaryota, Metazoa, Chordata, Mammalia, Rodentia, Muridae.